Glycine soja is the source of this 2523-nucleotide messenger RNA. Its product is annotated as oligopeptide transporter 7-like. The record is from RefSeq and is a predicted model, not a curated record. NCBI's taxonomy places the organism in Eukaryota, Viridiplantae, Streptophyta, Magnoliopsida, Fabales, Fabaceae. Gene Ontology annotation, molecular function: oligopeptide transmembrane transporter activity. Gene Ontology annotation, biological process: transmembrane transport. The transcript has 6 exons. Bases 126 to 2375 code for a protein of 749 amino acids.
GGCUGGGACCCGAACCUGGCUGGCUAAAUUAUUAAUAUUGUCUCCUUCUUCAAUUCCUUUUCAUCCUUUUCUCUGGGAAUUAUAGUUUGUAGAGAACACAUACAUACAUUUUCAUUUUCAGAGGAAUGAUCAUGGAAGAAUCCUCGGUACACGAGAUCAAAUCCCCUCUCCUGUCAUCUAACAAGGAGGAAGAUGAAGUUGGAAGCAGUACUAGCCAUAGGCAGCAAAAUGAAGAGAACUCGCCCAUAAAACAAGUGGCCCUAACGGUGCCAACCACCGAUGACCCAUCUCUUCCAGUUCUGACGUUCCGAAUGUGGGUGUUGGGAACUCUAUCAUGCGUGCUGCUGUCGUUCCUGAACCAGUUCUUCUGGUACCGCAUCCAGCCUCUCACCAUCACCGCGAUCUCCGCCCAGAUCGCGGUGGUGCCGCUCGGCCAACUCAUGGCCGCAACGAUCACUAAGCGCGUGUUCUUCAGAGGAACACGCUGGGAAUUCACUCUCAAUCCGGGACCCUUCAACGUCAAGGAGCACGUUCUCAUCACCAUCUUCGCCAACUCCGGCGCCGGCACCGUCUACGCCAUCCACGUUGUUACCGCUGUCAAAAUCUUUUACCACAAACACAUCUCCUUCUUUGUCUCCUUGCUUGUGGUCAUCACCACACAGGUAUUGGGUUUCGGAUGGGCUGGCAUAUUUAGAAGAUACCUGGUAGAGCCAGCGGCAAUGUGGUGGCCAGCAAAUUUAGUUCAAGUUUCACUCUUCAGGGCCCUGCACGAGAAGGAUGAGCGACCAAAGGGAGGGUUAACGCGAUCGCAGUUCUUCGUAAUCGCAUUUUUGUGCAGCUUCGCCUAUUACGUGUUCCCCGGUUACAUUUUCCAAAUGCUAACCUCCCUCUCUUGGAUUUGCUGGUUAUAUCCCAACAAUGUUCUGGCCCAACAACUUGGGUCGGGCCUAAACGGGCUUGGCAUAGGAGCAAUUGGGCUUGACUGGUCCACCAUUUCGUCCUACCUCGGAAGCCCACUCGCAAGCCCAUGGUUUGCCACUGCCAAUGUCGCGGUGGGUUUCGUGUUUGUGAUGUACGUUCUGACUCCGCUGUGCUAUUGGCUCGACUUGUACAACGCCAAAACCUUCCCCAUUUUCUCGGACGAACUCUUCACGGAGAAAGGUCAAGUUUAUAACAUCACAGCCAUAAUAGACUCCAAUUUCCACCUAGACCUUGCGGCUUAUGAGAGACAAGGUAGAUUGUACAUCAGCACUUUCUUUGCCAUGACCUAUGGUGUUGGCUUUGCUGCACUCACGGCCACCAUUAUGCAUGUUGCUCUCUUUCACGGAAGAGAAAUAUGGGAGCAAAGUAAAUCAAGUUUUAAGGAAAAGAGCGUGGACAUUCACACGAAGCUUAUGCGGAGGUACAAACAGGUGCCUGAAUGGUGGUUCGUGUGCAUACUCAUCGCAACCAUUGCAGCCACCGUCUUCACCUGCGAAUACUACAACGAUCAGCUGCAACUGCCUUGGUGGGGUGUUCUCCUCGCAUGUGCCAUUGCUAUAUUCUUCACUCUCCCCAUUGGAAUUAUUACUGCAAUCACAAAUCAGAGUCCGGGGUUGAACAUAAUCACGGAAUACAUCAUAGGGUACAUCUACCCGGGAUACCCUGUGGCAAACAUGUGCUUCAAGGUUUAUGGUUACAUCAGCAUGACGCAGGCCAUCACUUUCUUGCAAGACUUCAAGCUUGGUCACUACAUGAAAAUCCCUCCCAGAACCAUGUUCAUGGGACAGGUUGUGGGAACGCUUGUCGCGGGUUUUGUGUAUUUGGGCACUGCGUGGUGGUUAAUGGAAACGAUCCCAGACAUAUGCAAAGACACGUCCUCUGUAUGGACGUGUCCAAGUGACACAGUGUUCUACGACGCAUCGGUUAUUUGGGGUUUGAUUGGGCCGAGAAGAAUAUUCGGAGACCUGGGAACGUACGAGAAAGUGAAUUGGUUCUUCCUAGGAGGAGCCAUUGCUCCAUUACUGGUUUGGUUGGCGGCAAGGUCGUUCCCACAACAAGAGUGGAUUAGGCUCAUAAACAUGCCAGUGUUGAUAGGGGCCACCGGAAUGAUGCCUCCGGCGACGGCGGUGAAUUACACGAGCUGGAUCAUUGCGGGGUUUCUCUCUGGCUUCGUUGUGUUCAGAUACAAGCCCGAAUGGUGGAAGCGUCACAAUUAUGUGCUCUCAGGGGCACUUGAUGCAGGGCUUGCCUUCAUGGGGGUGCUUUUGUAUCUAUGCCUUGGAUUGGAGGACAUUAGUCUCAAUUGGUGGGGGAAUGACCUUGACGGAUGUACAUUGGCUCACUGCCCCACCGCCAAAGUAGUCGAGGUUCAAGGUUGUGCCGUUUUCACUUGAACAUAACUGUAAAUUAAAUCAUAAUUAGGGUGAAUAUGCUAGUUAAGGAAUUAAAACUUAAAAGUGAAAAGUCUUUUCCUAAUAAAAACAUUAUUAAUGCAUCUAGAUGAAUUUUUAAUGAAAACUUUCUAUUACAUUAUCUCUUUAA